AUGGCCGCUCAGUCUGAUGGAGGGGGAUGGGGAGGAACGGGGGAGGGUGUGGGGGAGGGGGUGUUUGAUGGAGACACAGAGGGAGACUGUCAGCCUCUGGAAUCUGCAGCCAUUCACAUCUGUCUCUGUUGCCACUCUGCUGUCUGCUAUUGGGGCUGUCGCUCCAACUGCCUGGGAAACCUGCUGGGGGAGGACACUACUGGAGGGAUUGGAGGGACCGGAGUUGGCAGGGGUAGCGGUUUAAGGGAGACUCGCUGCCCGCCAGAGGAGGGCCUGUGGCUGGACUGUCUCUGGCUGAUCCUGGCUCUCCUCGUCUUCUUUUGGGACGUGGGAACAGACCUACUUCUCGCUGCGGACUACUACACCAGACAGGACUAUCUGUGGUUUGGUCUGACGCUUUUUCUUGUGCUGGUGCCGUCGAUUGUAGUUCAGAUCCUGAGCUUCCGCUGGUUCACCCAGGACUACAGCGGAGAGUGUCUGACAACCUGGCUGGGGACAGUGGACUGCAGCAAGGGAGGAGAGAGAGAAAAGCUGACCAGGCGAGAGCCAGCCGACCAAAGAUGGAUUUAUCCCGGGACAGACCGGGUAAGAGUGGCCUCAGUGUGGCUGUGGCAGAUCACCAUACACAUUCUACAGCUGGGACAGGUCUGGAGGUAUAUCCGUACGUUGUACCUGGGUAUCCAGUCCCACCGUAUGAAGGAGCUUAAGGAGGCCCAGAGGAGGUUCUACUGGGCCAUGAUGUUUGAGUAUGCAGACGUCAACAUGCUGCGGCUACUGGAGACCUUCCUGGAGUCAGCUCCUCAACUAGUACUACAGCUCUGUAUUAUGAUACAGCAGAACCGUGCUGAAACUCUACAGUGUAUAUCUAGUCUAGGCUCUCUUCUGUCUCUAUCCUGGGUGUUGGCUUCGUACCACAAGCUCCUGCGUGACUCCAGGGACGACCAGCGCAGUCUGAGUUACCGCGGUGCCCUUCUCCACCUUCUCUGGCGCCUCUUCACCAUCUCCUCCCGCGUUCUCUCUCUCGCCCUCUUCGCCUCCCUCUUCCACCUGUACUUUGGCAUCUUUGUGGUGCUCCACUGGUGUGGCAUGGCACUGUGGGUGGUGCAUGGAGGAACAGACUUCUGUAUGUCUCGCUGGGAGGAGGUGCUGUUUAACAUGGUGGUGGGCAUCGUCUACAUCUUCUGUUGGUUCAACGUCAAGGAGGGACACACCAGGGGACGCAUGGUUGCUUACUACUCUGUGGUACUGGCUGAGAAUACACUUCUCACCGGACUGUGGUAUGUGUAUCGUGACCAUGCAGAAACAGACAUCUACGCGGUGCCAGCAUUGUGUGGUGUCUACCUGUCCUUUGCGGGUGGAGUACUGGUGAUGCUUCUAUACUACGGCCUUCUCCACCCCUCACACACACACCCCACCCCGGCCUCAACCUGCUGUGACGAGCUGCUGUGGGGUAACCCCUUGCCCCCCUCAGCUCCACCCACCCCAGCCCACCUGGCUGCCCCGUUUCACAGUGAUGACAUCAUCGCAGAAGGCUGUCUGCCGGUGUUCCAGGUGCGUUCAGAGCCCCCCACCUCACGCCAUUUCGAGGGUCCUCUGAUAAAGAUUGACAUGCCCAGGAAACGUUACCCGGCCUGGGACGCUCACUACGUGGACAGACGGCUGCGAAGAACCAUCAACCUACUGCAGUACCUGACACCUGCAGCCGCAGGCAUUCGAUACAGGGACAGAUCUCUGCUCUAUGAACUACUGCAGUACGAGUCUUCUCUCUGACACAAAUAUACAUACACAUACAGUUGAAGUCGGAAGUUUACAUACACUUAUUUUAGAGUCAUUAAAACUCGU
Molecule: messenger RNA, 1842 nt
Organism: Salvelinus sp. IW2-2015
Lineage: Eukaryota; Metazoa; Chordata; Actinopteri; Salmoniformes; Salmonidae
Product: XK-related protein 6
Biological process (GO): phosphatidylserine exposure on apoptotic cell surface; engulfment of apoptotic cell; apoptotic process involved in development
Cellular component (GO): plasma membrane
Source: RefSeq, a predicted model, not a curated record